Messenger RNA from Bipolaris victoriae FI3, 1098 nucleotides. RefSeq lists its product as hypothetical. The coding region runs from base 1 to 1098 and encodes 365 amino acids. The transcript has a single exon. The record is from RefSeq and is a predicted model, not a curated record. Lineage: Eukaryota; Fungi; Ascomycota; Dothideomycetes; Pleosporales; Pleosporaceae.
AUGGUUUCAAAACCCUGUGAUGAUAGUGUGAUAUUUUCCGCUUUUGGAAAACGUUACUAUGCAUUUAUCGUUGCACCUAGCCGGGUUGUUAUCUACCGAGUUUCGACUAAAGCAAUUGUGUUCGAUAAAAUACUCACAAAUCGCCAAGAAACACUCACUCGUCGAUUCACGUCCUUGAUCAACUUCGAGAAUGGGUUCUACGCCGGCCUGUCAGAUGGAACGAUCUUUUCGUUUAUAAAGGGCAAAAAAGCUAAAUCGAAAUUUAAGCUUAUCAGUUCUAAACGUGAGAAGCUCGGUGCCUAUAACAAUUUCGAACAGGAUACCUCACACCGAGCGAUCACCUUACUCGGGUGUAACGCAGACGUACUUGUUUAUCAGACUAAAAAUCAUGAAAUAGUCCUUUUAAGACAGUCAAAUAAGCCAUACACUUUCCCUUUCAAAGAACCUAUUUGUAAGCUAAUAAUCGACGAUAAAUUCAAAAUGCUUACGUUCGCAACACAAAAUGAAGAUAGUGUUUUUAUACACUCGAUUAUGUAUGAUUGUCUCCAGAAGGAGAGCAACGAGUUUAAAAUACCCGAACAUUUCGAAUUAGUCGACCUUUCGAAAAGUGGCGUUAUAGCCUGUCAUGAUGAAGGCGAUUUUAUUAUAUGGAAUCCAUUCGCAGACCCGAUGCCAGAACCCUUUUCCAUAGGUACUCCGGAUAGUUUGCCACAGUUUACUUGUUUUGCAGGAGAGUUGGAGGAAUAUUUUGCAUACAGUGACUCUAAAUACCCAGAGAUAGGUAUAGCUGCAGGAGAGUUGUGCGCAGAAAACGGCCAGGAAGAAUGGGAAAGGCAUAAAUUCGCUCAACAUGAUAUGAUGCAAGAUUGGAAAGUAUCGAAAGAUCACAAUUUGCAAUGGGAAGACAACAAAAGUAACACGACGAUAAGGGAUAUUCAAUCUGACGGAAAAAACCUUAUCAUCCGAGUUCAGGGCCGUCCUCAUGAACACCGCAAUAAGCCAAUGAAGGAAUGUUUACUAAUAUUCGAUCUAUCGAAGAAUGAUGCCAGCGAACACUUAUCGUGUACGGAUUACAUCCCCUUAGAUUUCAGGGCGUAG